CUGCUGGCAAUCAAUGGGCUGUUUAGUGUCAGCCCCCUUUUAAUUAGAUCAUCCAGCUCCAAAUCGUUAACACAAGUUUUUUUUUAAACCGAAUCACACAUUGCCAGGUACGCAUAUGGAUUGUGAUAUGGAUUGGAGUCCACAUUGGAUCUAAGGAAUUGUGCCUACUGGGGAAAAGCAAACCUUCUUUCGGCCCUGUUUUUGGACUUUCUCAAACCUUCCCGAUCUUUGCCAUCAGAGCCAACCCAUUUGGCGAAAGCCAUGUUCCAGCCUGCGACCAAGAAAUGCUUCACCAUCGAGGCUCUGGUAGGCAAAGACAGCUCCUCCACACUUGGGGAUGAGCCCCUUCGACCCACAGCUCUGAGAUACGCCGAUUCGGUGCACGCUUCUCCCUUUGGGAGCGGCUUUCAGAACGCCGGCAGGACUCUCUACGGCAGCCCCGAGCUCCUGUUCCCGGAGCCGGUGACACACGCGGCCAGCCCCGCUCUCUCUAUGCACCCGGGGAACCCGCACCAUCUCCCCGCACAGUCUUUCUUUGCACCGCAGCAGAGAGAAGCGCUGAGUUUUUACCCAUGGGUAUUAAGGAACAGAUACCUGGGUCACAGGUUUCAAGGUAGUGAGGGGGGAGCCGAGGGUUUGCUCCUUCACGGCCCUUUCACCAGAAAACCUAAACGGAUUCGAACAGCCUUCUCCCCGUCCCAGCUCCUGAGGUUAGAGCGAGCCUUCGAGAAAAAUCAUUAUGUGGUGGGAGCCGAGAGAAAACAAUUAGCAAACAGCUUGUGUCUGACAGAAACCCAGGUAAAAGUAUGGUUUCAGAACAGAAGGACCAAAUACAAGCGACAGAAACUGGAGGAGGAGAGUCCUGACACACAGCAAAAACGGAAAGGGACACAGCACGUUAACAGGUGGAGAAUGGCCACCAGACAGACCAGUCCAGAGGACAUUGAUGUCAUUUCAGAAGAUUAGAGGCAGUUUGGAUUUAAAGGACAAACAACGAUACAAACUUCUCAGUAUAAUUCGUGCAAUGGUCACGCCAAGCAGCCGGGCACAUGGAAUGAGAUCAUUAAGCAGAUAUAAUAAAUAUAUAUAUAUUCAACACCUUUUAUUAUACUGGCCCAUUGCGGAGUUAUCGAGUCCACUUCUAAUCAAUUCAUAGGACACAUGAUGGACUUAGAAAAAAACUCCAAACGUGUGAUUAUGCUUUCAUUAAAAAGAUUUUUUUUAAAACGACUGCAGCAACUUGAAGACGGAUCGUCCCCGCUUGAAAUGACCUUGGGAUUGGGAGGCCGAGCAUGGAAGGAGUCCGCCUCGCCGCUCGCUAUACAUUGAGAGUUGAAUUCUUUUCAUGGCGGACUUGAUUAAAGUAGCAUCCAGCAUGUCCGCAGAUAGAGCCACGGGGGAUGGUGUUUUUUUUCUAAAAAUCACGUUUCAGGUCGGAGGAUUAUUUUAAAGAGGGAAGUGCGCGCAAGAGCGGGCGCACCUGCACGCACUUGAAGUGUGAGUGAGAAAGGCUCAUUUAAAAGUUUCUACGGGUUUUUAAACAGAGAAAAGGACGGUCUGUAGGAGUUUAGCGCCGAGGACCUCGUGUAUAUGAAUAUGUGGUUCCUGUUUCUUGAUGUACCUGUUGAUGUCUUAUCUCGCCCCCCGCCCCUAGAUCUCUUUUAUCAUGGUCUUCAUUGUCGAUUGUAAAUAUAUGUGUCACGAAUGGCGUGUCUGUACUACAGAAUAAUAAGGAAAUAUUUUUUCCACAAUAAAAUAUAUUAAAAAAAACAUGCUUUCUAAUGGUUAGGAACUGGAAACAAGUCUUCUCAGUAGCCUGAAAGCAAAAUACUGCAGAUGCAGCAAACUUGAAAUAAAAACAGAAAAUGCUGGAAAUACUCAGCAGGUCAGGCUCCCUCCAGAUGCUGCCUGACGUGCUGAGUGAAAGCCUGACUUGCUCCGUCUCCUCAAUAUGCUCACACAUACAGGACGGUUUUAUGUCGUCAGCUGGGGACACCACACACCCGUUCGAGUUUAACUUUGGGAUACUCCUUUCCAUGCAGGGAAAUUUCGACAGGUUUGCAGAGAUUGGAAUGAUCAAAAAAAAAACGCUGCGAUUUUACUUCAUGCAAUCGUAGAGACACAAACGCAUAAACAAACACAAUCUCACACAAAACGCAGCCACAAACACAAUCUCGCAGAAAACGCAGACACAAACAUGGUCUCAAAUGAAAUACAGACACAAACACGGUCUCACACAAAACGCAGACACAGUCUCACACGAAAAGCAGACACAAACACGGUCUCACGUGAAACACAGACACAAACACUGUCUCACACAAAACACAGACACAAACACUAUUUCACACAAAACACAAACACUAUUUCACUCAAAAACACUCAAUUUCAUGCAAAAACACACAAACUCAAUCUCAGACAAAACAUACACAAAUACAAUAUGACACAAUCUCACACAAAAUGUGCAGACACG
This is a messenger RNA of Carcharodon carcharias (great white shark), 2470 nucleotides long. It is a transcript of the gene emx3, whose product is annotated as empty spiracles homeobox 3. The coding region runs from base 262 to 966 and encodes 234 amino acids. Gene Ontology annotation, molecular function: DNA-binding transcription factor activity, RNA polymerase II-specific; DNA binding. Gene Ontology annotation, biological process: neuron differentiation; regulation of DNA-templated transcription; central nervous system development. The record is from RefSeq and is a predicted model, not a curated record. The transcript has 3 exons. Lineage: Eukaryota; Metazoa; Chordata; Chondrichthyes; Lamniformes; Lamnidae.